CGCUUUGAUUCAUAUAUCACUAGAAGGGGAAAAAAAAAAGAGCCUUUCUAUUGAUAAAUUAUUCAAUCUAGCUCUAAAUUUAAUGGCAAAGUUAACAUGGUUGUUCGUUUCUCUUUUUAUUUUUAUACUUGUUACCAAUCUUUGUGAAGCAAUCUCUUCUUGUAAUGGCCCGUGUAAGACCCUGAAUGAUUGUUCUGGGCAAUUGAUUUGCAUAAAUGGUAAAUGCAAUGAUGAUCCUGACGUGGGCACUCAUGUGUGUUCGAACGGAGGAGGAGGCAGCGGCGGCGGGGGAGGAUCUUCACCACCGUCAAGCAAUGGUUGUCGACCUUUUGGCAACUUGAUUUGUAAGGGAAAAUCACAUCCGCAGUACAAAUGUUCUCCUCAAGUGACUUCCUCGACUAGAGCUAUCCUUACAAACAACAACUUCAGUGAAGGUGGUGACGGCGGCGACCCAUCGGAGUGCGACGACCAAUUCCAUGAUAACUCUGAAUUAAUAGUGGCAUUAUCCACAGGUUGGUAUAAUGGGGGUUCGAGGUGUGGAAAGAAGAUCAAAAUUACCGCUAGGAAUGGAAAGUCUGUAUUGGCUAAAGUGGUGGAUGAGUGUGAUUCUAUAAAUGGAUGUGACAAGGCACAUGCUCAACAACCACCGUGUCGAAACAAUAUUGUGGAUGGCUCAGAUGGAGUAUGGAACGCUUUGGGACUUGACAUAGAUGUUGGUGAAGAGCCUAUUACUUGGUCCGAUGCUUAAUAAAACAAUAAUAAUGAUAAUAGUAUAAAAUACUUCUUACUGUUAUAUGGGAAGGAUAAUCUCCUAUUUAAAUAAAAAACACAUUGUCUGAUCAUCACUUGUGGUGGUAAUUGUAUCAUCUACUUGGAUCCUUUUUCAGUAAAGUUUUUUUUUUUUUUCCUCAA
Molecule: messenger RNA, 912 nt
Organism: Benincasa hispida (wax gourd)
Lineage: Eukaryota; Viridiplantae; Streptophyta; Magnoliopsida; Cucurbitales; Cucurbitaceae
Source: RefSeq, a predicted model, not a curated record